Entamoeba invadens IP1 is the source of this 888-nucleotide messenger RNA. Its product is annotated as myosin light chain kinase, putative. The transcript has a single exon. Gene Ontology annotation, biological process: protein phosphorylation. NCBI's taxonomy places the organism in Eukaryota, Evosea, Mastigamoebida, Endamoebidae. Gene Ontology annotation, molecular function: ATP binding; protein kinase activity. The record is from RefSeq and is a predicted model, not a curated record. The coding region runs from base 1 to 888 and encodes 295 amino acids.
AUGUCAUUCACAGCGGGGACCUCCAUCACCUCACCGCACGGUGAAGUGUAUUUAAUCCACGGUUUAAUCAGUCGUGGAGGCUUCAGUUGUGUAUAUACAGCGCAUAUGCACCCGGACAAGAGCAAAUUGUAUGCGAUUAAAGUGAUAGAUAAAAGAAAGAUUCACGGGAAGACGAUCGAACACAUCGAGCGCGAGAUUUCAAUCUCGCAACAAGUUGACAACCCAUACUUACUUGGCAUGAAAGAAGUGAUAGAGACACAAGUCCAAUUCUUGAUGAUCAUGGAAUACGUCGAAGGAGGCGAACUCUUCGAAGUCUUAAAGACGGAAGGAGUCUUGUCGCUGCGUCAGAACAUUAAGAUCUUAACGCAGAUCUGUAGCGGCGUAGAAUACUUACACACGCACUUCAUUUGCCAUCGCGAUAUCAAACCGGAGAAUAUAUUGUGCUCCGCAGCGGAAGAACCGUUCGACGUUAGACUCGCGGACUUCGGACUGGCAGUACGGUUCGACGAAGAAGUCUUAAAUACGUCGUGCGGGACGUUACACUACGCCGCUCCUGAAAUUGUCGGAAUGAAAGAAUCGUAUAACGAGAUGUGUGACAUGUGGAGUAUCGGAGUUCUGGCGUUUGUUUUACUCACCGUGUCGUUUCCGUUCGACGGGAGCGUCGAGGAAGUCAAAGAGAAAAUUAUGAAGGGAGAGAUCGACUGGGAAAGAUUUAAAGGAAAGGAUUUGUGCGACGAGGCGUUGGAUUUUGUCAAAAAAUUGUUGGUCGUAAAAGCAGAGAAAAGACUGAAGGCAAAAGAGUGCUUGGAACACCCAUUCUUGCAUUUACUCGACGUGGAGGACGAUAUAGAUAUCCCUCUCGAUAUCAUUGACGACUUCGAUUUGUAA